Closterium sp. Yama58-4 is the source of this 549-nucleotide messenger RNA. The record is from the annotation of a GenBank genome assembly. Lineage: Eukaryota; Viridiplantae; Streptophyta; Zygnematophyceae; Desmidiales; Closteriaceae.
AUGUUGCCCCCCAAUCCCUUUUCAACUUCCCACAACCCCCCUCCUCUCCCCAAACCCCCACCAACCAUCACAACCUCCCUGCGCAUGACUGCAUGGACGAGCAGUGCCAUUCCGGACUGGUUCCGGAUGGGUGAGGUGCAGGUGCUGGUGGCCAGUGAUGCCAUGACACGUGGCAUGGAUGUGGAGGGCGUGUUCAACCCUGUCAGCUACGACGCGCCCGUUUAUAUAAAAAUUCUUGUUCACCAGGCAGGGCAAACUGCUCGGACAGGCAGGCUGGGGCAUUGUUACACGAUUCUGAGGAAGCAAAAGGUGCGGUGGAUGCUUGUGACCGUGCAUGCUCAUCCAUCCCCUGGCGCCUCUACCACUGCCCCGUCCUCGUUUCCUAUUCCAUCCCGUCUCUCCACCCCGUCCUCGUUUCCUAUUCCAUCCCGUCUCUCCACCCCGUCCUCGUUUCCUAUUCCAUCCCGUCUCUCCACCCCGUCCUCGUUCGCAGCAGUGGAGCACCUCAAGACGGUGGUGCUGGGCGAGGAGAAGUGUAGAGGCAAGUGA